Molecule: messenger RNA, 990 nt
Organism: Truncatella angustata
Lineage: Eukaryota; Fungi; Ascomycota; Sordariomycetes; Amphisphaeriales; Sporocadaceae
Product: deoxyhypusine hydroxylase
Exons: 2
Coding region: 1-990 (329 amino acids)
Biological process (GO): peptidyl-hypusine biosynthetic process
Molecular function (GO): deoxyhypusine monooxygenase activity
Source: RefSeq, a predicted model, not a curated record
AUGACCGUAGACGCCCAUGCAACAACGACUGCAAGCCUGCGCGAGUCCCUGUGCUCCGAGGCCACCCCGCUCCCCCUGCGUUUCCGGGCGCUCUUCUCGCUCAAGCACAUCGCAAGGCACGCCGCUACGCCUGCCGAGUCCCAAGAGGCCAUCGAUGCCAUUGCCGCCGGCUUCGCAUCUCCCUCGGCACUGUUGAAGCAUGAGCUCGCCUACUGUCUUGGUCAAUCCGGUAAUCCGGUCGCUGCGAAGCCGUUGCGCGUCGUGCUCUCAGAUUUACACGAGGACACCAUGUGCCGACAUGAGGCUGCCGAGGCACUGGGCGCUCUGGGCGAUCUGGACAGCUUGACACUUCUAAAGGAAUUCAGAGACAAGGAGGGCGAGGAUGUAGUCAUUACUGAGACGUGCGAGCUUGCCAUUGAUCGCAUUGAGUGGGAGAACUCAGAGGAGAGAAAGAGAGAGAAGUUGCGCCAAAGUGAUUUUGCGUCUGUCGACCCUGCCCCUCCCAUGGCCGAGUCAUCACAGACGGUGGAAGAGCUCGAGAAGACUCUCAUGGACACAAGCGCACCUCUUUUCCUACGAUACAGAGCAAUGUUUGCCCUGCGCGACCUCGCGUCGCCUCCCGAUCUACCUACAGCCGUGCCUGCAGUCCACGCUCUUGCCAAGGGUCUCGCAGACUCGUCUGCCCUCUUCCGCCACGAGAUCGCAUUCGUCUUUGGUCAACUAUCACACCCCGCAUCGAUCCCUGCCCUGACCGAAGCUUUGAGCAACACGGAGGAGGCCAGCAUGGUCCGCCACGAAGCUGCUGAGGCACUUGGUAGUCUGGGCGAGGAGGAGGGCGUCGAGGAGGUGCUCAGGCGCUUCCUUCACGACAAGGAGAAGGUCGUGCGCGAGUCUGUCAUCGUCGCACUGGACAUGGUGGAUUACGAGCAAAGUGGCCAAGCCGAAUAUGCUCUGAUCCCCGAGGCGGCCAAGGCCGCAACGGCGGCAUGA